AUGUCGUACAAGGCCCAUGAUAUCAGCUGUGAGCAUCUGUUGAUCACAGGUGUUACUGGCUACAUUGGAUUCAAGACUCUCACAAUCGCCCUUGAACGAGGAUAUCGUGUUCGGGCUGUCGUCCGAAACGAACGCAAUAUCAAUGAAUUGAAAAACAAAAGUACGAGGAUCGCACAGAGCCUUGAUCAGGAACAACUUCAAUUUGUUGUCAUUCCAAACUUUCUCGAAUCGGAUGCAAUCUUCAAGGUCCUUGGGGGGAUUACUGUCAUUAUUCACCUUGCAUCACCAUUAGCAAUCGAGACCGAUGAUUAUGAUAUUGGAAUCGUUAAGCCAGCCAUCUCGAUGGUGACUACUGUUUUGGAAGCAGCUACUCGCGUCACAUCAAUCCGCCGCGUAGUCUUGACAUCUUCAUGCGUGACCUUGAUUCCCUUUGAAUGGAAUAUCAACCCCGACAGCAAGCGACUCUAUACAGGUCAGUCUUCCACCCCAUCCAUUUAUAGUUGCAUGCCAGCUCAUAAUGUAUUUCGACUUUCAGUGGACGACGUAAACACCAGUGUUACUGGUCCUUUCUCCACUGCAAUGGAAGCUUACUGGGCAUCCAAAGCUCUCGCAAGAGUCGCGACCAAAGCAUUUGUUAACCAUGCGCACCCGAUAUUUGACUUCGUCAAUCUCCUGCCCUCGGUGGUUAUUGGACCAGAUGACCGCCUAGACGCAGACCCAACUGCAACAGUCAAUAGCCUCCUUCAAGGCACGCGGGCAGCGGUUCUUGCACCCGCGCUGACAUCCUCACUCAACUCCUCGUUUCCGUAUGUCGGAACGCCGGUUCAUGUUGCCGAUGUCGCCCGCGCACAUGUCGAUGCAGUGGACGAUAGUUUGGUUCCUGGCAAUUCGGAGUAUAUUCUCUCUUCGGAUACUCCUAAUGGAGUGGUAUGGGAUAGGGACGUUCAAGAUGCCUGCAGAAAGUUCUUCCCAGAAGAGGUAACCAGUAAAAGGUUUCCGCUUGAAGGGUCUUUGGCGGCAAUAAAAUGGAGGCUGAGUGCCCGGCAGGCGGAGGAAACGUUUGGUUGGCAGUUUACCGAUUUUGAGGAGACGGUGAGGCAGCUCCUUUUGCAGUACUUGCAGCUCAAAGAAAGAUCAGGAAUGAAAUUUUAA
Penicillium robsamsonii is the source of this 1152-nucleotide messenger RNA. Its product is annotated as NAD-dependent epimerase/dehydratase. Gene Ontology annotation, molecular function: oxidoreductase activity, acting on the CH-OH group of donors, NAD or NADP as acceptor. Lineage: Eukaryota; Fungi; Ascomycota; Eurotiomycetes; Eurotiales; Aspergillaceae. The coding region runs from base 1 to 1152 and encodes 383 amino acids. The transcript has 4 exons. The record is from RefSeq and is a predicted model, not a curated record.